Messenger RNA from Iphiclides podalirius (scarce swallowtail), 1125 nucleotides. The record is from the annotation of a GenBank genome assembly. NCBI's taxonomy places the organism in Eukaryota, Metazoa, Arthropoda, Insecta, Lepidoptera, Papilionidae.
AUGCGAUUGACCGCUACCGAUAUGAAGCAGUGUAUUUGCCUGUUUAUAGUAACAGUCAUGACGAUGGGAAGUGGCGGUGAUGAAGUUAGCGAUGCGGAACUCCUUGUCACCGGAAAUAGAAAAUUUACUGCAAAAAUGUUUUCGGAAGUCGCCAAAAAUAAUGUCAAGAGAGCUUUAGCUAUUGGAUUAUCAGAUGAUGAGUCGACUAAAUCCGUUUUUGCAUAUAUGAACAAAAAAAUCAGAUCCGUAAAGGGAAUUGAUUUAAGAAUGGCAAACAGUAUUUACAUUGCUGAUGGAUAUAAUCUAAAUGAUGAUUAUCUAGCUAUAUCACGGGAAAUUUUUCAAUCGGAUAUUAAAAGUGUCGACUUUACUAAAAGUGAAAAAACAACAAAAGAAAUAAACGCUUGGGUAGAAGACCAAACAAAUCAUCAUAUCAAAAACUUAGUUAGUUCCGAAGUUUUAUCAGAAGACACAACAGCAAUUCUUGUUAAUGCAAUUUAUUUUAAGGGUAUGUGGAAAGAUACCUUUAAUAAAAAUGUUACACGCGAUAGCGAUUUUCAUGCGACGCGAGAAAAAACUGUUAAAGUACCCAUGAUGUACAGAAAAGGAAACUUCAAUUAUGGUGAAAGUGCGGAACUUGGUGCUAAGAUUUUAGAAAUCCCUUAUGAAGGAGACGAAUCUGCAUUUUACAUAAUAUUACCUGAUGAAAUCGAUGGAAUAACUGAGCUCGAGAAUAAGUUACAAAAUCCUUCUGUGUUGGAAAAUUCCUUAAAAAGUUUAUUUGAAAUACAAGUUGCGGCACACAUUCCUAAGUUUAAAAUCGAAACGACAACAAACUUAAAAGAUAUAUUGCAAAAUAUUGGCGUUGAAAAAAUAUUUUCUGCUGGUGAAGCAAAUCUGAACAAACUGUUAAAAGAAAACAGAGAUUUAUACAUAAGUGACGCAGUCCAAAAGGCUUUUAUAGAAAUAAAUGAAGAAGGUGCUGAAGCUGCUGUAGCAAAUGACUUUGUUAUUUCCCUUGCGGCUCCAUUUACACCGCAGGAUAUCAGUUUUGUUGCAGACCAUCCGUUUGUGUUCGUGUUAAAAACAGGGGAAAAUAUUUUGUUUAGUGGAGUCUUCUCAUCU